This is a messenger RNA of Lethenteron reissneri (Far Eastern brook lamprey), 461 nucleotides long. Its product is annotated as protein-lysine methyltransferase METTL21C-like. The record is from RefSeq and is a predicted model, not a curated record. Lineage: Eukaryota; Metazoa; Chordata; Hyperoartia; Petromyzontiformes; Petromyzontidae.
GCGCUCGCGUGACCGCGACGGACGUCAAGGAGGUGCUGGCCUCCCUCUCGACGAACAUCACCAACAACACGCGGCGAGGCGCCGGCCGCCCCGAGGUGCGCGAGCUCUCCUGGGGCCGGGGCCUCUCGGCCUUCGACCCCGCGGCCUACGACUACGUCGUGGCCAGCGACCUGGUCUACAAGGAGGCCUCGCUGGGGCCGCUCGCCCUGACGCUCAGUCACUUCCUGGCCGGCGGCGGCGAAGGCGGAGGUGCCACGGCGUUGUUCGCGCUCAAGUUGCGUUUCGGCUUCUGCGGCGAAUUCGUUCGCCGCCUCCGCCGGACGUUCCGCGUCCGCACCCUCGCCGAGUGGCCCGAGGACGAGACGCUCAUCCUCGAGCUGAGGGGGGCUCGGGCGAGAGGGAAGGGCGGGGAAGAGGAGGGGGAGGAGGAGGAGGAAUGGAUGAAUUGGAACGAGGAAUAG